AUGUCUGACAACGGAGAACUGGAAGACAAGCCGCCAGCUCCUCCUGUCCGGAUGAGCAGUGUUAUCUUCAGUUCAGGGGUCAAAGACCAGUUGUCUGUCAACCACAGUUUGAAACCCCUGCCCUCUGUACCUGAAGAGAGAAAACCUAGGAAUAAAAUCAUCUCCAUAUUCUCUAGCACUGAAAAAGGAAGCAAGAAGAAGGAAAAGGAAAGACCAGAAAUCUCCCCACCAUCAGAUUUUGAGCAUACCAUCCAUGUUGGCUUUGAUGCUGUUACAGGCGAGUUCACUGGAAUGCCAGAGCAAUGGGCUCGGUUGCUUCAGACCUCAAAUAUUACAAAGCUAGAACAAAAGAAAAACCCCCAGGCGGUACUAGAUGUGCUGAAAUUCUAUGACUCCAAAGACACAGCAAAACAGAAGUAUCUGAGUUUUUCCGCUCCAGAAAAAGAUGGUUUCCCUUCAGGAACGCCAACCGUGAGUACCAAUGCCAAAGGUUCAGAACCAUCAACAGCUGUGGCAGAUGAUGAUGAGGAUGAUGAAGAAGCUCCUCCUCCUGUUAUUGCUCCACGGCCAGAUCACACAAAAUCGAUUUAUACACGGUCUGUGAUUGACCCCAUCCCUGCACCAGCCAGUGACACUUCUGUUGACAGUGUGUCAAAAUCAGGUGAUAAGCAAAAAAAGAAGGCCAAGAUGUCAGAUGAAGAGAUCAUGGAAAAACUGCGCACUAUUGUGAGCAUAGGAGAUCCCAAGAAAAAAUACACCAGAUAUGAAAAAAUCGGGCAGGGGGCUUCAGGUACAGUUUUCACAGCUAUUGAUGUGGCAACAGGGCAGGAGGUUGCUAUUAAACAGAUAAACCUGCAGAAACAGCCCAAAAAGGAGUUGAUUAUUAAUGAGAUCUUGGUGAUGAAGGAGCUAAAGAACCCAAACAUAGUCAACUUCCUGGACAGUUACCUCGUAGGAGAUGAAUUGUUUGUGGUGAUGGAGUAUCUAGCUGGAGGCUCACUAACAGAUGUGGUCACAGAAACAUGUAUGGAUGAGGCACAAAUUGCUGCUGUUUGCAGAGAGUGCUUGCAAGCCCUUGAGUUCCUGCAUGCCAACCAGGUCAUCCACAGGGACAUUAAGAGUGACAAUGUGCUGUUAGGAAUGGAUGGAUCAGUUAAACUGACCGACUUUGGUUUCUGUGCUCAGAUCACUCCAGAGCAGAGCAAGCGCAGCACUAUGGUUGGAACUCCUUACUGGAUGGCUCCUGAAGUGGUCACACGUAAAGCAUAUGGCCCCAAAGUGGAUAUCUGGUCUCUGGGCAUCAUGGCUAUUGAGAUGGUGGAAGGGGAACCCCCAUACCUCAAUGAAAACCCCCUGAGGGCUUUAUAUCUGAUAGCAACUAACGGCACACCAGAGCUACAGAACCCUGAAAAACUGUCCCCAAUAUUCCGGGAUUUCUUGAACAGAUGUUUGGAGAUGGAUGUAGAGAAAAGAGGUUCAGCUAAAGAAUUGCUACAGCAUCCCUUCUUGAAACUGGCCAAACCUCUGUCUAGCUUGACGCCACUGAUUUUGGCAGCCAAAGAAGCAAUGAAGAGUAACCGCUAA
Apaloderma vittatum (bar-tailed trogon) is the source of this 1584-nucleotide messenger RNA. It is a transcript of the gene PAK2, whose product is annotated as p21 protein (Cdc42/Rac)-activated kinase 2. Gene Ontology annotation, molecular function: ATP binding; protein serine/threonine kinase activity. NCBI's taxonomy places the organism in Eukaryota, Metazoa, Chordata, Aves, Trogoniformes, Trogonidae. Bases 1 to 1584 code for a protein of 527 amino acids. Gene Ontology annotation, cellular component: cytoplasm. The record is from RefSeq and is a predicted model, not a curated record. The transcript has 14 exons. Gene Ontology annotation, biological process: regulation of axonogenesis; intracellular signal transduction; protein phosphorylation.